Amblyraja radiata (thorny skate) is the source of this 1119-nucleotide messenger RNA. Its product is annotated as actin-1-like. The transcript has a single exon. NCBI's taxonomy places the organism in Eukaryota, Metazoa, Chordata, Chondrichthyes, Rajiformes, Rajidae. Bases 1 to 1119 code for a protein of 372 amino acids. The record is from RefSeq and is a predicted model, not a curated record.
AUGAUGGCUAAUCCCGCCGUGAUCAUAGACAACGGAUCUGGGCUGUGUAAAUCUGGCAUAGUUGGUGACAGCAUCCCCACAUCAGUCGUACCAUCUAUUGUCGGCUGCUCCAGAGCCACAAAGGGAGCACGGAAUGCCAACCUAAAGGACUAUUAUGUUGGCAAAGCAGCACAGACCAGAAGGGAAGUCUUGAGUUUGAAGUAUCCAAUUGAACGUGGUGUGGUGACGUCCUGGGAGGAGAUGGAGAUGAUCUGGAGGUACAUCUACGGCUUUGAACUGCGUGUAAAACCCAAAGAGAGGCCCAUCUUGCUGACUGCUGCCCCACUGACUCCGUUCUUAAAUAGAGAAAGAAUGGCUGAAAUCAUGUUUGAAGGCUUCUCUGUGCCAGCCAUGUACAUAGCCAUUCCAGCCACGUUGGCAUUGUAUUCAUCAGGCCGCACUCGAGGUGUGGUCUUGGACAGUGGGUAUGGAAUAACCGAUGCCGUGCCCAUCUAUGAAGGGUAUUACCUCCCAGAUGCUGUUCAAAGGCUCCAUCUGGCAGGCAGCGAUAUCAACGAAAGCCUUUGGAGAAUUCUGUUGGAGAACGGCCACUCUUUUGCUGAAAAGGCGGAGGCAGAUGUAAUCCAGGACAUCAAGGAGAAACUGUGCUAUGUUUCCCUGGAUUCCAAAGUGGAGAGCAAUAAGCCAGCAGAGGAAAUACAACGGGAGUACAGGUUGCCUGAUGGGACACAGGUUUUGAUCUCAAAUGAGCUCUUCAGAGCACCAGAGUUGCUUUUUACACCAGAGAGCCCAGGUCUGAAAGACAGUGGCAUUGACAAGCUGCUGUUAAACAGCAUUGCAUUGUGUGAGCCAGGGCUGCAUAAAGAACUGUCUAGCAACAUGCUGCUCUCUGGUGGCUCCACACUGUUGCCAGGAAUGGAGGAACGGCUACUGAAGGAGCUGAAGCUACACACACCUACCGAUGUCCCCGUCAAAAUCACUGCCCCACCAGAGAGGAACUACUCUGUGUGGAUGGGAGCCUCCAUCUUAACAAGCUUGUCAUCCUUUAAGCACAUGUGGAUUACUCUCAACGAUUACAAUGACUUUGGGCCAUCUGUAGUGAACAAGAGAUGUUUUUAA